AUGUCUGAAAAUCCAAAUUUCGAAGAACGUCUUCUGAAUUCCUACCGUGAUGCUCUCUUCAAAUUGAAAGAUGAAAAUGAGGGACCAGAAAAUGUUUGGGGCGAUUUGUCCCAAAUUUUAUUGGAAGCUAUUGGGAAGAAUCAUGAAUUGGAGAAGCUGAAAAUCGAGUUGAGUUGCAACAGGAGAAAGCAAAGAAUUUGGAGAUUUUUUGGAAUUUCAACUAUUUUUUUUUGUAUGUUUUCCAGAACCGGCUCUCUUGAAAAUCAAAUUCAACUUGAGGGUGCUCAAAUCGCCGAUUUGCUCAACAUCCUCCAAUCCAAUCACUCUUAUCAGGAGAAUUUGAAAUUGAAGGAUAAAAUCAGCGAGUUGGAAAUUGAUCUGGAAUGGUACAAGGAGAAGGAUGAGUACAGAAACAUUGAGGGGGCAAUUGAGAAGUUGAAAUUGGAGGGACCAGAGGACAAAAGUGACAAAAAGGAUGAUGAAUCUGAAGAUUCUUGGACAUCUUGGGAAGAUGAAGAGAAAUCGAAAAGUGGAGAUAGUUUUAGUGAUAUGGAUGAUAUUAAGGGAUAUGGAAUAUUCGAUUAG
Molecule: messenger RNA, 585 nt
Organism: Caenorhabditis briggsae
Lineage: Eukaryota; Metazoa; Nematoda; Chromadorea; Rhabditida; Rhabditidae
Exons: 2
Coding region: 1-585 (194 amino acids)
Source: RefSeq, a predicted model, not a curated record